GAGAACACGGAAGCGGCUGUAGUUUCUGCCCCUCAGAAAGGACGCGGGGUUCGUCAGAUCAGAGGGCGCGUUAAUGGCGCUGAUCGGGACGGCGGCGGGUUGGGGGGCGGCGAGGGGAAGGGGCGGCGCGGCGCUGCUGCAGAUCCGCCGCAGAGCUCAAUCCGGGGCGGCUUCUGCUGCAGCGGCGCCGGCUACCGAGACGUCUCCCCGCCUGAAGAGGUUCGCCGUGUACCGGUGGAGCCCGGAUAACCUGGGAGAGAAACCCCGCAUGCAGACCUACGAGAUGGACCUCAACAAAUGCGGCCCGAUGGUUCUCGACGCCUUGAUCAAGAUCAAGAAUGAAAUGGAUUCCACCCUGACUUUCCGCCGGUCCUGCAGAGAAGGCAUUUGUGGCUCGUGUGCCAUGAACAUAAACGGAGGGAACACUCUGGCUUGUACCAAGAGGAUCGACACCGAUCUCAACAAGGUCACCAAGAUCUACCCUCUCCCUCACAUGUAUGUGGUGAAAGAUCUCGUGCCUGACCUGAGCAACUUCUACGCCCAAUACAAAGCUAUCCAGCCGUACCUGAAGAAGAAGGAUGAGUCAAACCAGGGCAAAGAGCAGUAUUUCCAGUCCAUAGAAGAUCGGGAUAAGCUGGACGGGCUCUACGAGUGCAUCCUUUGUGCUUGCUGCAGCACCAGCUGCCCCAGUUACUGGUGGAACGCGGACAAGUACCUUGGCCCAGCCGUGCUCAUGCAGGCCUAUCGCUGGAUGAUCGACUCCCGGGACGAUUACACGGAGGAGCGCUUGGCCCAGCUGCAAGACCCUUUCUCCCUCUACCGCUGCCACACCAUCAUGAAUUGCACGCAGACCUGCCCCAAGGGCCUGAAUCCCGGGAAAGCGAUUGCCGAAAUCAAGAAAAUGAUGGCCACGUACAAAGAGAAGGCGGCCCAUGGCUAGCCGCUUCCUGCCCCCCGCGCACACACACACACUCCGUGUGCACAGCCUGCCUUCCUCCUGAGGGGUGGCGGAGGGCUUUAAUUUAUAGCUGGGUUUUCAGUGGGGGUCACAGACUCCACCUUGCUUGCGUGGACUUGUACAGUGAAACCUGUAAAGACUAAUAAAAAAAAAACAGUU
Molecule: messenger RNA, 1117 nt
Organism: Ahaetulla prasina
Lineage: Eukaryota; Metazoa; Chordata; Lepidosauria; Squamata; Colubridae
Gene: SDHB
Product: succinate dehydrogenase complex iron sulfur subunit B
Exons: 8
Coding region: 74-940 (288 amino acids)
Biological process (GO): respiratory electron transport chain; tricarboxylic acid cycle; aerobic respiration
Cellular component (GO): mitochondrial membrane
Molecular function (GO): electron transfer activity; 2 iron, 2 sulfur cluster binding
Source: RefSeq, a predicted model, not a curated record